Molecule: messenger RNA, 1485 nt
Organism: Colletotrichum higginsianum IMI 349063
Lineage: Eukaryota; Fungi; Ascomycota; Sordariomycetes; Glomerellales; Glomerellaceae
Exons: 2
Coding region: 1-1485 (494 amino acids)
Source: RefSeq, a predicted model, not a curated record
AUGUCUCCCGUGGUGGAAAAUUCGGUCUGCCUCGACAUAGCGAUUGACCACCGCAUCAGGCGACUGUUCAAACCCGUCUUUCAGCCCCACACAGAGCCGUCCAAACACGUUUCCCGAAUAGAAGCGGAAGGCCGGUCGCUGGAGCUACCUAUCGCCGAGAUUGAGGUCACGGCAAAGCUGGCGGGUCCGCCAGUCAUGGGCGGUAUCGCCGUCUUGCUUCAGCAGCCGCGGCACAACCACCCAUUCGAACAAGGCCUCGAUGCCGUUAUCGCCGACUGCGAGACCCUCCGCGCCCUCGACGACAUAUUCUCAGUGGUUUCCUGCGGGACCAUGGACAUCAGCAAGAAUAUUGCCGUUAUUGACCUCGUGCCGUACGUUACAAAAAGCUUGGCUGAUGUCGACGACACGAGGCUAAAGAAUGCUUUCCAUACGUCGGUCGAGACCAUCUUGGACAAGAGACCUGAUGUGUUGCUUUGCGCGGGCAGAUUAGACAUGCCCCACGGUAGGGCAAGGAAGGUCAAGGGGUCGGCCUACAUGCUUGAGCACAUUGCUAUAGGAAACAAGUUUGGAGACGAUUCCAAGCAUCCAGAAAUUGCCAGAAUCAGACCCGAAGGGCAAAAGCAAAAGCAUGAGCUUGUCAAGUUCCGAAAGGUAAACGGCUUCCAUCCGAGCCACGCGGUGAACUAUCAUUCGCAUUUCAGUCCUCUUAGGCAGCUGCAAAUCCUCAUUGGCGCCGAAGUCUGUGGUGUGUACCGGAACGACUGGGCAGAAGAGCCAUGGAUGAAUGACAUCAGGGAACAUUGUUCGAGAUACGGGUUAGAAAGAGCGACGCUGUCCACGAAGUCUCGAACCCGAGAAAGUCCGGGUCUAAAUAAGGCCAGGGGCAAAAUGUAUACGCCAGAAUACCAAAAGCUCUACUCUGAAGCGCUCUUGGAAAUCAAGAGACUCGCCCAUCCUCUCAUCUCAUCCGAGGAAACCUACGAGACGCUGCUCGCGAGCGGUCUCGGCGAGAAAUGUAACGACGCCAGCCUUGCCCUGCGCCAGAUGCUCCGCCUCAAGAACAUAGGCUGGGAAGGCUCCUCCAUGACCUGGAAAAAUGAAGAAGCCCUCAAAACAGCAACGGCCGAUACCUACCGCUUCGCCGUUGAAACCAAGCGCUUCCUUCCAAAACCCACCCAAGCUGCCCAAGACUUUGACGAUGUCAACCCGCUUGAGGAAAUAUUUCGAAAGAACCUGGAUCGCAUCUCUGAGUGCAUCACGGCGGUACGGCCCCGGGUGUACGCCCUUGACUUGGGUGGCGCUGCAAACGCUUUUCUGCAGUUGGCGGUUGACAUAGAGACGAUGCUUCUGGAGCUCCUGGAGCAGCAGGAGGAGGACCUUAUAAUAGAAGGUCUGCUUCAAGCGUUGACCAGCAAGAUAGACAAAAUGAGCCUGGCCCAAGUGAUUGAGGCCGUGCCACAGUCUCAGGAGGUUAGCAGCCCGUAG